GUGGGUUCGCGCCUCUGAGGGCUCGCGGCACUGGGCGACGGGCCGAGUGCGGGCAUCGGGAUGCGGGCGGCGGCGAGUGAUACAGUCAGUGAGUUUGCGGAGUGCCUAGAGCGGGGUGCGUCACUGGGACCACGGCUCACCAACUGCGGGUCCCAGCUCACCUGCACCUGGGCUUCCGAGUCUACAGAAGAGCCAGUCUGAGGCCUCAGAAGUAGUCAGAGGUCCGCUGUCUUCUGGUUCUGCUGCCUCGUUUUGGUGCUGCUGUGACUGGGUCUGAGAGCAUGAGACGUUAAUCUGCCUGCAGCUGAACCCUAGUGUCAUGAGGCUGCCCCAGGGGUGCUGCGAUGACAGCAGCUACUCUGUGUAGAAACUCCUUGUGAAGACUUUGUUUUGAAAACUGCCAAGCAGAUCUCCGCCCUUUGUCCAGGGCAGAACAGGAUGGCCACAGCCCAGCUGUAAUCCAGUUCUGGUUUCUCCAGUCCUUCCCCUCACCACAAAAACCAACAAUCUAAAAUGAGAAAAGACGGAAGGAAAAUGAUGGGUCUCGUCCGCUGCUUCCUCUGGGAAAUGCACCUCCUCUUUGUUGUUCUGCUUCUCAGGGAAGCUCACUGAAGCCCAGAGACCCACUUUUUCUGUGUCUUCGCUUCCACCUCACUGUUUACUUUUUUAUUCUAUUCAAAUAAUGAAAGUAAAUCCGUGCUUGACAUUCUGUGCACUAGGAAGAGUCCCAGCAUCUCCAUUUCUUCUGUGCCCAGUGCCAUGCUUCUCCUCAGAGUGCCCACUGGUACAGUAUGCAAAUAGGGUGGGGUGGCUGUGUUUCCGUCAGUUUCGUGAGCUGAAAACGGGUCUGUAGGCUUUGUUGGAUGAGUGUCUGCACAAGUGCCAUCCGAGUCCCACUGCCAUCUUUCUUUUCCUGCCUCGUUCUCUUCUGGGUUGUGGUCCUCCUCAGCGCAGAAAGAUUCCCGUUUCGUGCAGUGCUCUGGGCAUGUCAUUCACCUGUUGCUUUAUUUGUACAUACUCAGCUUUUGAAUUUUCUUUUUCUGUUCUAUAUGGUGGCUCCUGGAUGACUUGUUAUGUGUAUCUUCAGUAGUGCAGGUGUUUAUGGAGGCUACAUCGGGAAGUUGGAUUUGGGGGUCAAAGGUAUUCACGCUUGAAUUGGCUAUUCCAGAUCCUAGACUAAUUACGACUGUCGCAAAAUGUUAAAGACCAGAUCAUUUCUGCGUUCAGCUUUCCCGGGCUGUUGAAAGUUGAAAAGGAAACUAGUUGGUUUUAUGGAGCCCUUUAACCUUGGAUUUGAUAAAGAGGCUACAGAAAAUAAAUGAUACACCUGAUUGACUUGAGACCCUGGAUGUCAAGAUCCUAAACACAUACUCUGAAUACAGAGUUAAUACAUUGAAUUGAGCAUUGUGAAAGAUGAUUGGUGUAUAUGGUAAAACAUUCAAAGCUUGUUUAACAAAAGGUGAAAAUGAAUUCUCCCUGUCACCCCAUGCCCCAUCUCCUUCCUUGUUUCAUACGAUCCUGGAGAGAUCACUUGUGUACAUCUCUUUCCACGUAAGAGUGCCAUUUACUUUGGAUCUCUUCCUUCUUCGUAUAGUACAACACAUUCUGGACUUUUCCACAAUCAUUGUAUUUCACUGUGUGUCUGAACAACCCGUUUUCCCCCCUGGGCACGCUUGACAUUUGGGGCCAGGCAGUGCUGUGUUGUGGAGGGCAGUUGUGUGCGUUGGAGGAUAUCUAACUUACCCUGCCAUGGACUCCCCUGAUGCCCAUGUCCCCACCCCUUGCCCCUUGUGGUGACAACGAAGAGUUUUUACAGACCUUGCCAGCUGUACCCUGAAGGGCUAUAUCACCCCCGGGUGGUAUGCCAUUGGCACUAACGGCUCUGUGACAUUCUGCUGGCUGGAACUACCAUAUUAUAUAUUUGCUUUCUGCCAGGGGUGUACAUUGAGGAUGUUCUGGUCUUUUGAUAUCAUUAAGGAUGCAGUGAUACUUAGCCAUGUAUGGUUCUGUUGGUUCCUUGUGAGCGGGUCUCCUCUGCAGGAUAGCUUUCUGGGGUUGAGACUUCUAGGUCAGAGGCUCUGUGCAUCGUGAAUUUUGACAGCUGAGGGCCUCUGAGCCAGUGGUUCCCCUCUGCUCACCAGUGUGGUCAUGGUCCCUGACACCUGCACUGUCCCCUGGGAAGGUGACAGGAGGGGUGGGCCACUCUGAGCACUCCUCCUGCUGGCGACACCUGCCUGUCACUGUCCUGCCACACAAGGCGUGUCCUGGCUCGUCUCCAUCGGCAGCGCUGGGAAACCAGCUGCCCCAUGUGGCCUGUUGGGGCCCCAUGGGUGCCACCCGGGCCACCCGGACUGAAGACCAGUCAGUGCAGGGGGAACAGGCAGGGUGUCAGGGUGUCAGCGGGGGGGUCUUGCUCUCUCUCUGAUAGGACAACAGGCCCUCCGAAAAGUGAGCAUUUGUUUGGUGCUGCCAAGACCAAACACAGACCUUUCCUUUUUCCCCUCCAUCUGCUGCCCAUGCAGACUCCCACCCUCCUGCUUCCGGUUACCUCUCAGGCUGAUUAGCCACAAUUAGCAGUCAGGUGACUGUGUGGCCUUCUUCUGUAUGGAAACAGCCCAGCCCUUCUCUACUGUGUCUUUCUCCAGCAUGGCUCCCCUGGUCUCAUGUAGAACACUUUAUCUCUGACACUUCUGGUCACUGAUAUGUGGAAGGUUCCCCCACACCAGACACUCUGCCACACCUGCUGGGUAUCCUACACAUAACUCAGUUGGAAUACUGUGUCCUCGGAGAUAGCAUCGGAUCCCGCAGCUUAAGGGUUCCAUCCUACCAGACUGCCGCCUCUCACACCUCCCGGCAGAUGCCAGCCCCCAGUUGCAGGCUUUUGACCCACUGGCCAUAGGUCAGAGGUCCGGUGGCCCCCUCCUUGGAUUCGACUGUUUGCUAGAGCGUCUCAUAGGACUCGGGGACAUGCUGACUUACAUUUCUGGUUUAUUAAAGGAUAUGAGGAAGGAUACACAUGAACAGCCAGAUGAACAUACACAUAGGGUAGGGCCUGGGAGGACCCUGAGCACAAGAGCUUCUGUCCGUGUGGACUUGGCAAGCAUCGUCCUCCCAAGAUGUGGAUGCGUUCCCGCACCUGGAGGCUCCCCGAAACCCAUGCUCUGGGGAUUUUAUGGCAGCUUCAUAACGCAACAAUGAUCGGUUGUCAACUCCAUUUCCAGCCCCUCUUCCAUCUCUGGAGAAGGUGGUGGGGCUGAAAAUCCAGAGUUUCUAGUCAUGUCUUGGCCUUUCUGGUCCCCAGCCCCUGCCGUGCACCUCUAGUCUCCUCAUAAGAACAUGAGAUGCUCCUUGUAUUCUUCUCACGUGGGGACUUGUAAGGGUUUGGGGGGCUCUGCAACAGGGACCUAGAGCCAAGACUAGGAUAUAUUUUCUGUCUCCUCACAGUUCUGACUGAAGAGCUGUGUUUAUAACUGUUGUCCUAGCUCUCUGUCCUCUUCCAGGCCUUCUCUGCCUGCCCCGAGCAAAACUGACUUCUUUCUAUUCUCUUUUCCCUAUACUGCCCCUUCUGUUACCCUUAGAGGACAGUUAGCCGGCCCUCCUGCCCUCUGUCCCUUUCCUGUGUGCAUUUCUAAACUUGGUAUUUCUCUACCAGACGGACACGCCUUCAGUUCAGAAAAGGUGUCUCUUUUUAUCAAUCUUGAUAUUCUCUGGACUUAGCGGCUUGGUUGGUGUUCAGUCAGUGAGCUGAGAUUGCAUUUCUGGAGGAAGAUAUCUUUACCACCUUUUCUGUUUCUUUAUAAAGUUUAAAAUAAUGUAGGUGACAGAAGCAUUCCAUACACUACAUGGUCUCAAAUUGGGCAGGGAACAGCAGGGAACAGUUGUGUCGAGAAAGGCAGGGCAGUGUCGUGUUGAGAAACGUGGAUGUAGAAUGCAGAACACAUGCAUUUUCAUCCCUCUUUUCUUGCUUUGUGACCCUGGGCAAGUGACCUUCCACUCUGAGGUAAGCCAGUCUGUCCUCCACUGUCCGGGGUCUUCUGGGGUGGACGCCGGAUUGAAUGUCUGCCAUGUGUAGAAGACUGUGGAUGGGACACAGUGUCCCGCUCCCCAAUCCCAGCACUCCGGGCUCAUACAGAAUGUGCCGUUGCAGGAAUCCUUGACCUUCAGGGAUGUAUUCGUGGACUUUACCCUGGAGGAGUGGCAGCAACUGGACUCCGCUCAGAGGAACCUCUACAGAGAUGUCACGCUGGAGAACUACAGCCACCUGGUGUCCGUGGGAUACCUUAUUACCAAACCAGAUGAGGUCUUAAGACCGGGACAAGUAGAAGAGGCCAUGGGGGCAGAGGGAGAGCCGCCAGCCCGGAACCAUCCAGAAUUCUGGAAAGUUGAUGACCAGAUAGACGACCACAAGGAAAGCCGAGACCAACCUCAGUGGCAAGCUGCAUUAGCAGACAAGGAAGCACGGAAGGAUCAAAGUGGCCAAGAAUUCACAACCUUGAGGAAAAUCGUGUAUCCAAACACAGACUUUAUUUUUAUAAGACAAAGACUCCCUAAAUAUUGUUCCUGGGGAAGGUGUUCAAAACACAAUUUAAACUUUCUUUGUCAAAAUAGAAGCUAUGUAAGAAAGAAAGAUGGUGAACGUCAGGCGCAUUGGAAAUUAUGCUUCCAUUCUAAUCUCAAUAAUGCUCAACCUGCAGAGAAAUUUUUUGAGCCUAAUCAACAUAGAAGAACCCUCCAUCAGAAGCAAGCACUUAAUAAAACCCAAAGAUUUCAAACUAAGGAGAAACUCAAUGAGUGUGCUGAAUGCGGUAAAGUGUUUAUCCAGAAAGCAAACCUUGUAGUACAUCAGAGAAUUCACACAGGAGAGAAGCCUUAUGAAUGCUUUGAAUGUGCAAAAGCCUUCAGCCAGAAGUCAACCCUCAUUGCUCACCAGAGAACUCACACAGGGGAGAAGCCCUAUGAAUGCAGUGAAUGUGGGAAAACCUUCAUCCAGAAGUCGACUCUGAUUAAACACAAGCGAACUCACACAGCCGAGAAACCAUUUGUAUGUGGUGAAUGUACAAAAGCCUUUAAGAGUUCCUAUCACCUUAUUAGACAUGAGAAAACACACCUUAGACAAGCAUUUUGUGAAGGAAUUCGCUGUGGUAAGUCCAGCCUUAUGCAUCCAAGGACUCACAAGGGUGAGAAACCUGAGUGCAAUAAACACAGGAAGAUCUUUGACGAGAAAGCCAACCCCAUUAAACACCAGAGGUCUCAUACAAAAGAGAAACCUUAUGAAUGCAGUAAAUGUGGAAAAAGCUUCAGGGGAAAGUCACACCUCUCUGUUCAUCAGAGGAUUCAUACAGGAGAGAAGCCUUACAAAUGCAGCAUAUGCGGGAAGACUUUCAGUGGGAAAUCACACCUCUCUGUCCAUCAUAGAACUCAUACAGGAGAGAAGCCUUAUGAAUGCAGAAGAUGUGGGAAAGCGUUUGGUGAAAAGUCAACCCUCAUCGUACAUCACAGAACUCACACAGGAGAGAAACCCUAUAAAUGCAAUGAGUGUGGGAAAGCCUUCAGCGAGAAGUCACCGCUGAUAAAACAUCAGAGAAUUCAUACAGGAGAAAGGCCCUACAAAUGCAGUAACUGUGGGAAGGCUUUCAGUAGGAAGUCAACUCUCAUUAAACAUCAGAGAAUACACACAGGGGAAAAACCCUACGAAUGCAGUGAAUGUGGGAAAGCCUUUAGUGUGAAAUCAACUCUCAUUGUACAUCACAGAACUCAUACGGGAGAAAAACCCUAUGAAUGCAGGGACUGUGGAAAAGCCUUUAGUGGGAAGUCAACUCUCAUUAAACAUCAGAGAAGCCACACAGGAGAUAAAACCUAUUAAGACACUUGAGCGUGAGAUAAUGUCACUAUUCGUUAUAUCUCAUUAUGUAUCCGUUCAUCCCGGUCAGUAACCUUAUAAAUGCCAAGAAUGUUGGAAACAAGAUCUUAAGAUAUUAUUUAAUGUACCUUAAUAUAAAAAUGGUACAAAAGCAUAAUUCCAGGAGCAUGCAGUAAAUGUGAUCAGAUUUUUACCCAGAAUUCUUACCCGUGAGUGGAAAAUUAUAUAUCAGAAAUUCCAAGGUGGCAAAAUUGUGAGUGUAUUGAUGUGAGAUUACCUUGAGAAAUAAUUUAAAUGUCAUUGCCUGUCAGGGUAUUUAUGCUUAGGAAGAACUAAGAAUUGAAUGAGUUUAGAAAACCGUGUUAGCAAUUAUGAAAGAAACAUGUUCCAUAAUUUUUAAAAAGAUUUUAUUUAUUUACUUGAGAUAGCAUGUGCAUGAGUGGGGGGAGGGGCAGAGGGAC
Molecule: messenger RNA, 6321 nt
Organism: Mustela erminea (ermine)
Lineage: Eukaryota; Metazoa; Chordata; Mammalia; Carnivora; Mustelidae
Gene: ZNF674
Product: zinc finger protein 674
Exons: 7
Coding region: 4331-5863 (510 amino acids)
Biological process (GO): regulation of transcription by RNA polymerase II; central nervous system development
Cellular component (GO): nucleus
Molecular function (GO): DNA-binding transcription factor activity, RNA polymerase II-specific; RNA polymerase II cis-regulatory region sequence-specific DNA binding
Source: RefSeq, a predicted model, not a curated record